AGUCAGAAGUCCUUGACAGGAAAAUUCUUCAGUUAGUUUUGUCAUAAUUUUGUCAAUGUUAACAUUUCGGAUGUAACACAUUUCCAAAAUUAUCCUUUAUUAAAUUCCCAUCGAAAAUUUAUCCCCUCACACAUAAUAACUCCCUAAAAGUUUUCUGGAUUUCAAUGUAAGGAAAAAUCCAAAAAUCAGAUAUUUUAUAUUAUAGAUGCAAGUUCAAACUUUUCUAUUGGAUUCGGGUAGUGUGUUAUAAGAUGUUAUCUAUUCAUAGUAAUGGGCCACGCAAUUUCAGUACCAAGAUUUCUAAAGACGAAAAAUGUGAUAAUUUCCAAGCAACAGCUUUACGCAGUACAACAAUGUAUUCAGUUUUUAAAAGAAAAUUGCAACUACACCGGAAUUUUUAUAAAUUUUGGCUCCCAAAUUAAAGUUCGUCGAAUAAUUUCGAAAAUUCGUUCCGGUGACGAAAACCUUCUCGUAUUUCUUAAAUUAAGUUGUACACCGCGUGAAUGUGCCUCAGCAUUAAGCCAAUUUCUCCAUAAAAUUGGGAAACCAUUACUACCAAGACGAGUCCAACAGCUGCUAAUUGCUGAGAAUAAAGGCAUAUGUUCGCGAACUGUUGCUUUGGAUGCUCUGGGUCUAAUAAAUGACGAACUCGAAGGAACCCAUCUAGAAUUGUUUAUGGCAAUCAUGGAUUUGAUGAAAAUUCUAUCAACGGUUGGAAGUCUACGUCCCACGGAGGUGCGAGUAUCGCACGCUCCAUACCUAUUAAUGCCACUUUUGUUCUCAACAUCGGAUAAAUUAGUGAAAAAUUGGCGAAGCAUAGCAGAUAUCUUAAACGAAAUGAUAAUCUGCUUCGAUAUGUAUGUUCAGGCUCCCGAAAUUUUUCAAGGAAUUCCCUCGAUACCGCCUGUAUAUCAGGGACAAGCGAUGGCAAGAAGCAGGAAUUAUAAUGUUUUGAUGGAACCUCUUCUGGGACGGUUACCUCCGAGAGGUCGUUUACAUCCAGGUCUCCAUUUAUUCAUGCCCAUUAAUCAACCAGCCCCACAACCCAACCUGAACACAGCGCCAAUAUGAAAGGAACUUUCGAGGUUUUGGCGAAUCCCUUUUAGGACAGAUAAACAUCAAAUGAAGAUACUCUCCCCACAUGGUUUAGAAAAAUUCAACUUUAAAUUUAACCGAAUAGAUUUUCGAGAGA
Hermetia illucens (black soldier fly) is the source of this 1192-nucleotide messenger RNA. RefSeq lists its product as uncharacterized. Lineage: Eukaryota; Metazoa; Arthropoda; Insecta; Diptera; Stratiomyidae. Gene Ontology annotation, biological process: signal transduction. Bases 271 to 1071 code for a protein of 266 amino acids. The record is from RefSeq and is a predicted model, not a curated record. The transcript is spliced from 7 exons.